AUGAAAGAGUUGCUUACCAAGAAGAGUACUUUGAAGGGUGGGCAAACACUAUUAAUGACCAAAGAGAGCAGUGCCCUCAUCCAAAAGGACUUGCCCAUAAAGAAGAAGGACCCAGGUAGUUUUCACAUCCCUUGUGCUAUAGAGGAAACAAUGAUUGAUAGAGAGUUUUAUGAUCUAGGAGCAAGCAUAAAUCUAAUGCCUCUAUCUCUUAUAAGGAAGCUGCAAAUCAAUGAGUUAAAAUCCACAAAUGUAACCCUUAAACUAGCUGACAAAACCUAUAAACAAGCACUAGGAGUGGUUGAAAAUGUACUGGUGAAAGUCGGGAGGUACUUUCUCCCUAUAGAUUUUGUUGUUCUGGAGAUGAAAGAAAGCUAUAUUCAUCCAAUCAUUCUGGGGAGACCAUUCUUGACCACAGCCAGAGCACUCAAAGAUGUUGAGCAAGGGGAGUUGAUAUUGAAAAUACAUGAUGAACAAUUCACCUUUUCAUGUCUUCAAGCCCUCACAUGA
Messenger RNA from Arachis duranensis, 507 nucleotides. RefSeq lists its product as uncharacterized. Bases 1 to 507 code for a protein of 168 amino acids. Lineage: Eukaryota; Viridiplantae; Streptophyta; Magnoliopsida; Fabales; Fabaceae. The transcript has a single exon. The record is from RefSeq and is a predicted model, not a curated record.